Entrophospora candida is the source of this 204-nucleotide messenger RNA. The record is from the annotation of a GenBank genome assembly. Lineage: Eukaryota; Fungi; Glomeromycota; Glomeromycetes; Entrophosporales; Entrophosporaceae.
CCAAAUGACUAUGAUGUUUCUUAUAAAAUAAUUGGGUUUGAAGGAACUGAACAAGAAAAAGCAGCAGUUGAAAAAUUUGAAGUUGUUUUCUUGUCACCAGCUAAAGAAAUUUUUCUUGCUUUAAAGGAAGGUUUAAUUGAAGAACUAGUUCUUAUAAGUGCAUUUAGAGAAUGUAAGAAUGGCCAUUUUCCUUAUGCAUAUUAG